Molecule: messenger RNA, 1859 nt
Organism: Impatiens glandulifera
Lineage: Eukaryota; Viridiplantae; Streptophyta; Magnoliopsida; Ericales; Balsaminaceae
Product: mitogen-activated protein kinase 4-like
Exons: 3
Coding region: 562-1677 (371 amino acids)
Biological process (GO): protein phosphorylation; intracellular signal transduction
Cellular component (GO): cytoplasm; nucleus
Molecular function (GO): ATP binding; MAP kinase activity
Source: RefSeq, a predicted model, not a curated record
UGGAUUACGACUGAUUUCCGAACCCAACCCAACUCCCAACCCCUUGAUCAGAUCCAUCCAUAGCUGUCUUUCUGUCUUCUUCGUGGAGCAAGUACCGUGGGGGUGUCACUUCCCACCCCCCUCCUCCUUCUCCUCAAUUUCAUAUAGAAAAUGUAAGAAUUAAGACUCUCUCUCUCUCUCUCUCACACACACACACACACACACACACAACUCACAGACCUCAACCCUAGCUCCCAUCCCAGGACGAUAAGAAUCGAGGGAUAGUGUUCUUUCCGUAAUCGGGGUUUUACUUUGAUUCCCCCAUGGGAAUUGUCUGUCUUUCCUUUCUGCUGACGAAUUCAUCCUCCCCCCCGAAAGUUUAAAGGAUUCCUUACUACUUUUGCUUCCUUGCUUUAUUUAUUUAUCUAAUCGGAAGGGAGAAUCCGAUGGGAGGAGGACUUGCCGCGCCGACCGAUUGAUUUAACAAAUUUGAUUGAUAAAGAAAGAAAGAGAUCUGUCUGUGUAAAGGGUAUUUCAUGAUCUAAUCAUCUAGCUAGCUGCAAGAACUGGGAUUGAUUAACUAUGGAAGAUCAGAAGAACAAUGUGGUGGCUCGAGGAAAACAUUGCUAUACGAUGUGGCAAACGUUGUUUGAGAUCGAUAUUAAGUACAUUCCGAUUAAGCCAAUUGGAAGAGGAUCAUACGGAGUUGUGUGUUCUUCGAUCAAUAGGGAGACCAACGAGAAAGUGGCGAUUAAGAAGAUAAUCAAUGUGUUUGGAAACCGAAUCGAUGCAUUGAGGACUCUUAGAGAGUUGAUGAUCUUACGGCUUAUUAGACACGAGAAUGUCAUCUCAUUGAAGGAUGUAAUGAUGCCUGCUCUUCGUAACAGUUUCACAGAUGUUUAUAUGGUUUAUGAACUCAUGGAUACUGAUCUUCAUCAAAUUAUCAAGUCACCUCAGCCUCUCUCCAAUGAUCAUACCAAAUUCUUCAUCUUUCAGUUGCUCCGAGGUUUGAAGUAUCUCCAUUCGGCAAACAUCCUCCAUCGAGAUUUAAAACCAGGGAACCUGCUUGUGAAUGGAAACUGCGAACUGAAGAUAUGUGACUUCGGACUUGCACGAACAGGAAGAGACGAUGGACAAUUCAUGACAGAAUACGUGGUCACGCGAUGGUACAGGGCCCCAGAGCUCCUCCUAUGUUCCGAUCACUAUGGAACCUCGAUCGAUGUCUGGUCAGUAGGUUGCAUCUUCGCUGAAAUACUCGGCAGAAAACCAAUCUUUCCAGGAACAGAGUGUCUAAACCAGCUAAAACUGAUAAUCAAUGUUCUGGGCAGCCAGAACGAAGCAGAUUUGGAGUUUAUCGAUAAUCCAAAGGCCAGGAGAUUCAUCAAGACACUUCCUUACACUAGAGGGAUACCCUUAUCGGCUCUUUACCCUGAGGCGGAUCCUUUGGCGAUAGAUUUGGUUCAAAGGAUGCUGGUGUUUGAUCCUUCAAAAAGGAUCACGGUGACAGAGGCUCUGUAUCACCCGUAUCUUGCGAGUCUUUUCGAUCCGAGGCAGAACCCUCCUUCACAAGUUCAGCUGAAUCUUGACAUUGAUGAGAAUUUGGGAGAGGGGAGUAUUAGGGAGAUGAUGUUGAGAGAAAUGAUGUAUUAUCAUACUCCUCAUGAAGCUGCUGGUUAUGGUAAUUCCUUUUCCAACUAGAAUUGGGCAUUUUCUAAGAAUAAAAGUUUUAUUGUUUAGUUUUGAUUUUCCACCCUGAGGAGAUUAAUUUCUUUAGUCCAAACAACUUUUCUCACUUGGUUUUUGUAUCAUUUGUAUCACAAAGAACAAAAAGAAAACUGAUUUUUAUUAUUUCAAAUAAUGUUGAUAUCAAGUUUUUAAUA